Messenger RNA from Fomitiporia mediterranea MF3/22, 738 nucleotides. RefSeq names its product DUF1649-domain-containing protein. The record is from RefSeq and is a predicted model, not a curated record. Gene Ontology annotation, cellular component: phagophore assembly site. The transcript has 7 exons. NCBI's taxonomy places the organism in Eukaryota, Fungi, Basidiomycota, Agaricomycetes, Hymenochaetales, Hymenochaetaceae. Bases 1 to 549 code for a protein of 182 amino acids. Gene Ontology annotation, biological process: autophagy; autophagosome assembly.
AUGGAGAACACUACCCCAGUAAUAUCAAUUGACCUGAUAUUGGAUCGACUAUCAACGAAAGAUGCUUUAAAAGCGUUAUUACAUUCAAUCUUGUUCCAUCGGCUCUUUGGGACGAUCAAACCGCAGACUAUCGAGGUCCUUGAUGUUACGAUGCCAGGGGUGAAAGAUAUGCAGACAGAGAUGCUCAUCGACGAGAAAGUCGAUGCCUUUUGGAAGGGUGUCGAGAGUGGGGCGAACAAGAGUGGACGAAUUACAGUGACAUUUUCGGAGAAGCGGCAGAAGAAGAAUUGGUUCUCUGUCGGAGAGGAGGAAGUCCCUUGGGAGAAAUGGGUGAUCAACGCAGAAGUGCGAAAUCCGAAGGCAGAACGUGAUCGACAAACGUUUAACACGACUUUAUCAACAUCCCUCUCCGAUGCGUUGUUUACUAUCCUUACGUAUACUGCAUCUGAGCGCGGACGCACAGCUGUCCCUCCUAUUACGAAUUCCUCUGGGAUCACGCCGUUCCCAUUUAAGAUUAGCGUAUGGGUUGCGGGAAAUGAAGUUAGAUGAAGCUAGCUGGUGAGGUUGUUGCUUUCUAAUUUCCUACAGGAUGCAUUUUUUGUAACUGUGAGAGACGGCUCACUCAAAGCGAAUGACUUAGCAGAUGUGUAUCAUAAUAAUACACUUUGUAUUGUGCUCAAGUGCACAUUGUAGUCUCUGACUUGCCAAUUUGUACAGCUCGAGUAUUCAAUGAGUAAU